CGUUUCCUCGUGGUUUUCGUGCGCUGGGAAAGUUGUACGGUGCCUGGAUGUCUCCAGACCGGAGGAGGUAGAGCCCGCAGCGAUAAAACAAUGGGAAGUGCUGUUCUUUGGCGGAGCAGCUUAUCUGUCAAACUGGUGUCUGUCUGCUUGCUGUGUGCAUCAGUUGGAAAGCAAUGUCAGAUCCGAAAUGAAAUGGCUGACUGCAGUCACCUAAAGCUGACUCAAAUUCCUUCUGAUCUCCCAAACAAUAUAACAGGUUUGGACAUUUCUCAUAAUCAGCUAAGGCAGCUAGGUCCUGCAAAUCUGACCAAGUACAGCCAGCUGGUUUACUUGAACGCAGGCUACAACAGCAUCUCUAAACUGCAACCGGAAUUGUGCAAAAAUGUGCCCCUGUUGCAGAUUCUGAAGUUAGAACAUAACGAAUUGUAUAAGAUCCCUGAUGGAGUCUUUGCUUCCUGCACCAACCUGACUGAGCUCAAUCUAGGAUACAACAGAAUAGAUACAAAAAAUGAUCCUUUCAAAACUCUGGAGAACUUGAAUAUUUUGGACCUAUCUCAUAAUCUUUUGAAGUCGGCAAAUUUAGGAUUGCAGCAACAGUUGAAGAACCUUCGUGUGCUCAUCUUGGAUAGCAAUGAAAUCACUGAGUUAAAAAAGGAAGACUUCAGUUUUCUUAGCAACACCUCAUUGAAUAGUCUUGAUUUGUCAUCAAACCCACUGAAAGAGUUUCAUGUAGGAUGUUUACAUGCAAUCGGAAAUCUGUUUGGCCUCAUACUGAAUGAUGUUGAACUUGGUGAAAAUCGCACAAAGAAACUUUGUACAGAAUUAUCAAACACGGCGAUUCAGAACCUCUCACUAAGCCAUGUGAAGCUUUCGUAUGUUGGCAAGUCAACUUUCCAGGGACUGCAAGGAACAAAUCUUACAGUUUUAAACCUUUCCCAAAAUUCUCUGUCUGUGAUAGAAGAUGACUCAUUUCAGUGGCUUUCAAGUUUACAAUACUUAAACCUGAAGCAUAAUAACUUUCAUAUAUCUUCACGUUUAUUUUAUGGAUUAUCCAGCCUCAAACAUCUGAAUCUGAUAAAUUCACUUACUGGGAAAAUUGAAGAUUUUUCCUUUCAUUGGUUAUACCACCUGGAGUACCUUAUAAUGGAUAAUAACAAUUUUCCAGGAAUUACUGCUAAUACGUUCACGGGUCUGAACAACCUGAAAUACCUGAGUCUCUGUAACUGCAACAUAAACUUACAAAGAAUAACUAAUAAAACAUUUUCAUCACUUGGUAAUUCCAGUUUGCAAGUUCUCAACCUCACAAAAACAAGGAUCUCUACAAUAGAAAGUGGGGCAUUCUCCUCUUUGGGACAUCUGAAAAUUCUUGAUCUUGGUCUCAAUGAAAUUAGUCAAGAGCUCACAGGUCAUGAGUUUAAAGGUCUCAAUAAUAUACAAGAUAUUUAUCUUUCCUAUAACAAAAACUUGGCUUUGCAAAGUGAAUCAUUCAUUUUUGUCCCAAGCCUUAGAAAACUGAUGCUGAGGAAGGUAGGUUGCAGUAAUCUGGCACUUUCUCCUUCACCUUUUCAUCCUCUACAAAAUCUGACUGUCCUGGACAUCAGCAAUAACAACAUAGCAAACAUAAGAGAAGACUUGUUUGAUGGACUUCACAAACUUGACAUUCUGGAUUUGCAGCACAAUAAUUUAGCCCGACUCUGGAAACAUGCAAAUCCAGGUGGCCCUGUUCUUUUUUUAAAAGAUCUUCCCAACUUGCGCAUUCUUAAUUUAAAAUCAAAUGGGCUUGAUGAGAUUCCAGUUCAGGUUUUCAAGGGUCUGUUUCAACUAAAAAACUUGGAUUUAGGAUCAAAUAAUUUGAAUAUGCUUCCAGCAACUCUGUUUGAUGACCAAACCUCUCUGAUUUCAUUGAACCUUCAGAAAAAUCUCAUAACCUCAGUUGAAGAAAAAGUGUUUGGCCCAGCUUUCAAGAGCUUGAGAAUACUAGAGAUGGAUUCCAAUCCAUUUGAUUGCACCUGUGAAAGCAUUGCUUGGUUUGCUGAUUGGCUUAAUGUGACCCAAGCAUAUAUACCUGGAUUGCAGUCCCAGUACAUUUGCAACACCCCACCUAAAUAUCAUGGUAGUCUGGUGCUGCAUUUUGAUAGCUCAGCCUGCAAAGACAGUGCUCCAUUUAAACUUCUGUUUGUGAUCACUACCUCUAUUGUGAUGCUACUCAUUUUUAUUGUUCUCAGCAUCCAUUUUGAAGGGUGGAGAAUAGCUUUCUACUGGAAUAUUUUAGUGAAUCGAGUACUCGGUUUUAAAGAACUUGACAGACAACAGGAAGAGUUUGAUUAUGAUGCCUAUGUUAUUCAUGCAAAACAGGACAAGAAUUGGGUAUCGAAGAAUUUCAUCUCUCUGGAAGAACAUAACCACUUUCAAAUUAGGUUUUGUUUAGAAGAACGGGACUUUGAAGCAGGUGUAUCUGAAUUUGAAGCCACAAUUAACAGUAUAAAAACGAGCAGGAAGAUUAUUUUUGUUGUGACUGAACACCUCUUACAGGAUCCCUGGUGCAAAAAUUUUAAGGUGUAUCAUGCUCUUCAGCAAGCUAUUGAACAAAGUCGGGACUCCAUCAUAUUGAUCUUUCUUCAGGAUAUCCAAGAUUACAAGUUGUAUCAUGCACUUCACCUGAGAAGAGGAAUGUUCAGAUCUUGCUGCAUCUUGAACUGGCCAGCCCAGAAAGAACGAGUCAGUGCAUUUCAUCAGCAAUUAGUGAUGGCACUUAAAUCAAAUAGUAAAGUGAACUGAAUUUUGAAAGUACAGAUUUGAAUUAUGAAGUCAUUUAAUUGCAUAUUUUCUAUCAUUGGAAAACUAACAAGCCUUCAG
Messenger RNA from Haliaeetus leucocephalus (bald eagle), 2856 nucleotides. RefSeq names its product toll-like receptor 3 (gene TLR3). Gene Ontology annotation, molecular function: transmembrane signaling receptor activity; protein binding. The transcript has 5 exons. The record is from RefSeq and is a predicted model, not a curated record. Gene Ontology annotation, cellular component: membrane. NCBI's taxonomy places the organism in Eukaryota, Metazoa, Chordata, Aves, Accipitriformes, Accipitridae. Gene Ontology annotation, biological process: immune response; toll-like receptor signaling pathway; inflammatory response. Bases 91 to 2778 code for a protein of 895 amino acids.